AUGCCUAGCGGAUACUCAGCCACGCUAGUCUGGGGAACAGUGGUGAUCCUUUCUCUUACAUCCAUAUCACCUAGCAGCUGUGACGGCGACUUCAACGAGCUAGUUCAAUACGACGCCGAUGACGUCAGGCAGUUUUUAUUCGGCGGCAAGUCCGGUGAUGGUUCCCUCAUAUUGCCACCUCCGGGGCACCAACUUGUCGGAACUUCCGGCACCGGUGAAAAUUGCAACGAUCCCAUACUAAUUAUUCACGGUGCAGAUCCAUGUCGACAAAUGAAGACCGGAAAGACGUACACGGACGGGCAGACGUGCAACGGGUUCUUCCGGUGCUCUGAGGGUCGAUCGCUGCCGUCAUCAUGUUCACAGGGCCACUCGUACAACGUGCUCAGCGGAGGAUGCCUCCCCGAUUUCUCGUGCAUGCAGGCGUCUCUCGAUAAACACCCCUGCACUGAAGGCACCACACUUCCGGUUCCGGGUCAGCCCCACCUGUUCUACCUGUGGGACGGUCGCAAGAGCGUUACGGAGAUGACGUGUCCGCGGGGUCUCUGGUACAACCAUAACAUCUGCACGUGUGACUGGAUCAUCCCGGGAAAAACGUUCGGCAAACAGGGCUGCAGCCCGAUGUUCCAUUUCGGUUACGGUGGCAGUUUCCUCGAGGAGUUCAACAGGGUCCCGCAGUCCCCCAACACAGCCGUGUCGAUCUACCGGAACUCGGCACUCUUCGCGAAGGGAGGCGAGAUCCUGUUAUGGGUGAUGAACGACAUCGACAUGGACAGUGAAUGGGCGCUCUGCUUUGAGUUCCUCACGCGCACCUACAGGGACGAGGUGGCGCUCGUCUCAAACGACUGGCAGGGGCUUCCGUUCACGUACAAACUGACGCACCAUCCGGCCCGGCAUGUCGUGAUGGGAUACUUCCGCAUGAAGGAUGGCACUGUGGUGGAGCUCGUCAUUGUCGGAGUGUCGCCGCACAAGCCACACUUUCUGCGCCUGGCUAAACAAGGGUCCACACUGAAGAUGCGAGUGGACAACAUGCCUGCCGCCACUGUUGAUAUAGAAGCGGGUGUGGCUUCAUCCCCUACCCCGAUGGUGUUAGGCGCAGCGGAGGGCUGUACAGGUUUCCGCGGCUUCUUCGAUGAGCUGAAGUUCUUCCGCUGUGUACCUGAGGAUUUCUUUCACGACUACGAGGGUACCGUAUGAGAGGAAUAGUAGACCACCGUGUCCAUGGCAACAAUGCGAAGAAUUGCGCAUGCGUGCUGUUAUGAUCCACUGUUGUGCUACAUGCAAACUAUUUAUCAUAUUUUUCAAUUAUUGUAAUGUAUGUUCAGUUUUUUUUGUGUGGAAUAAUAUUACAAACACAUGUACAAUAUGGUAAUAAUGUGUCAUUUAAACUAUAUUACAACAGGUCUCGGGGAAUAGUUCUUUAAUAUUCCCAUAACAGCCUCACGGAAGUUUUACAAAAGGCAUAUUUAAAUGAGUGUGCGCUCCUCAGUUUUAAAAUGCGACUUUCUGUAUUAUUUUAAUUGUACACAAUUUCGUUAGAUUUUUUCCCCCAUUUUUUACAUGAAAAUUCCGACUCGCUUGUGUAUAAAUCUGUCUGUCUCAUAGUUCGGUAAUUCACAUAUAAUGUAUGUGAAGGUUUAUUUAUUUAAGCCCAAAAGCAAUAAAUAAAGGAAAAUCAACAUAUAUUUAUGUAAAUAAUAGUUCAUAUCAUAUUUAUAUUAAUGAUAUUUUUUUAAGUUUAUAACGUAGUAUUACUAAAUACGCAUUAAUGCUCUAAUAAAUAAAUGGGCUUAAUUAAUUGUAUA
Molecule: messenger RNA, 1802 nt
Organism: Dreissena polymorpha
Lineage: Eukaryota; Metazoa; Mollusca; Bivalvia; Myida; Dreissenidae
Exons: 8
Coding region: 1-1194 (397 amino acids)
Cellular component (GO): extracellular region
Molecular function (GO): chitin binding
Source: RefSeq, a predicted model, not a curated record